Manihot esculenta (cassava) is the source of this 2440-nucleotide messenger RNA. RefSeq names its product ABC transporter G family member 25. Gene Ontology annotation, molecular function: ATP binding; ABC-type transporter activity; ATP hydrolysis activity. NCBI's taxonomy places the organism in Eukaryota, Viridiplantae, Streptophyta, Magnoliopsida, Malpighiales, Euphorbiaceae. The coding region runs from base 164 to 2161 and encodes 665 amino acids. Gene Ontology annotation, cellular component: membrane. The record is from RefSeq and is a predicted model, not a curated record. The transcript has 3 exons.
UCUUCUGCUCUCUCCCUUCAUCCUCGCCUUCCUCUUAACUCAGACAUUUAAUCAAACACUUGAUAUACAAUAACUUCAUUUCCACUCGCUCCCUCUCUUUUUGUCUCUGCUUUUUUCCUGUGUCUCCCAUCGCUGCUUUAUUUUCUUUUUCCUCAGAGAAAUAAUGCCUACAGAAUCCACCACCCAUGGAGACUCACUGGACGGCUCUGAUCAAGCCUCUGAUUUUCCUCGAGAUCCGCGUGAUCUCCCAUCUUUAAUGCUGUCUUCUUCUUAUCCAAUUACUCUCAGGUUCGUUGACGUGUGUUAUUGGUUUAAAAUUGAGAAGACGCAGAAAGGAGGCAGCAGUAAUAUCAGAAGGAUUUUUGGUCAUGGAGCUAAUCAUGAUUCUAAUCAAACACCGAUGGCUACGAUUAAAGAACGAACGAUCUUGAAUGGGAUCACUGGCAUGGUUUCCCCUGGAGAAAUCUUGGCCAUUCUUGGUCCAUCUGGUAGUGGCAAAUCAACGCUCCUCAAUGCACUUGCAGGUAGACUCCAAGGACAUGGCCUCACUGGAACUAUACUAGCCAACAACAAAAAGCUGUGCAAACAUACAUUGAAACGCACCGGUUUUGUUACUCAGGAUGAUGUCCUCUACCCUCACCUCACGGUCCGUGAAACCCUAAUAUUCUGCUCUUUACUUCGCUUGCCAAAAUCUCUCUCCAAGAAAGAGAAGACCACGGUGGCUGAGUCUGUGAUUUCCGAGUUGGGUUUAACGAAAUGCGAGAACACAAUCAUCGGAAACAGUUUUGUACGUGGGGUCUCCGGUGGGGAAAGAAAGAGAGUAAGUAUAGCUCAUGAGAUGCUCAUAAACCCUAGUUUGCUCAUUCUUGAUGAACCCACGUCGGGUUUGGACUCGACAGCAGCUCACCGCCUGAUCAUGACACUGGUUUCGCUGGCGCAAAAGGGAAAAACAAUCAUUACUUCCAUACAUCAGCCUUCUAGCCGAGUUUACCAGAUGUUUAACUCAGUGUUGGUGUUGAGCGAGGGCAGGUGUUUGUAUUUUGGGAAAGGAAGUGAGUCGAUGGCUUAUUUUGAGUCGGUUGGGUUCUCGCCGUCUUUCCCCAUGAAUCCUGCUGAUUUUCUCCUUGAUCUCGCUAAUGGUGUUUGCCAACUUGAUGGUGUAAGCGAAAAAGAUAAGCCAAACAUAAAGCAAUCCUUAAUUUCCUCUUACAACAGUGUCUUAGCUCCAAAGGUAAAAGCUGCCUGCAUGGAGACAACCAUAACUUCAAUAAAGGACACAAGUUUAAGUGGAAGCCAUUCUUCCAAAGGAAGAAGAUGCUGCAACACAAUUGGCUUUGCCACUUGGUUCAACCAAUUCAGCAUUCUUCUUCAAAGAAGCCUCAAAGAACGAAAACACGAAUCGUUCAAUACUCUCAGAGUUUUCCAAGUAAUCACAGCUGCAUUGUUAGCUGGUCUAAUGUGGUGGCACUCGGAUUUUCGAGACAUUCAAGAUCGAUUAGGUCUACUUUUCUUCAUGUCAAUCUUCUGGGGAGUUUUCCCUUCUUUUAACUCGGUAUUUGUUUUUCCACAAGAAAGAGUUAUCUUCAUGAAGGAAAAAGCCUCUGGUAUGUACACUCUUUCUUCUUAUUUCAUGUCGCGAAUCGUCGGCGACAUACCAAUGGAGCUAAUUCUCCCCACUAUUUUCCUCACCAUGGCUUAUUGGAUGGCUGGACUAAAACCAGAACUGGGUUCUUUUCUCUUGACUCUUCUCGUUCUGCUCGGUUAUGUGCUCGUCUCGCAAGGGCUUGGCCUCGCGUUAGGCGCAUUUAUAAUGGAUGCUAAGCAAGCUUCAACAAUAGUAACAGUAACAAUGCUUGCAUUUGUUCUAACAGGAGGAUUUUAUGUGCAUAAAGUCCCAUCUUGCAUGGCUUGGAUCAAGUACAUUUCAACUACAUAUUACAGCUAUAGGCUGCUUAUCAAUGUCCAAUAUGGUGAUGGAAAAGAACUUGCCUCAUUGUUGGGCUGCAGCCGCCAUGGAAUCAGUGAAAAUGCAAGCUGCAAGUUCCUGGAAGAAGAUGUUGGAGGGGAAAUUAGCCCUGGAAUCUGUGUCAGUGUCUUACUAUUGAUGUUUGUGGGGUAUAGAUUAUUGGCUUACCUUGCAUUGAGGAGGAUCAAAGCUUGAACAACCAAAAAGGUGGUUGUUUUUCUAACAGUGAUUCUUGAAGUGUAGAAGGUGCUGGUUUGAAUCAAUGAGCUGCUUUGUUUGUAGUUGGAGAAAUGGAUUCACACACACUAACUGUAUAUGAUUAAGAUGAAGAGAAAAUUCAAUAUGUGAGAGAAGUUUGCGGCUAGUAAAUGUAAAAGAUGGAGCCAGCAAGCAAAGCUAAGUCAUUUGUAUUUGUACUUUGUUAUAUUUAAUUAUUUCUUACUGAAACUUUCAAUUCAACACACUUAUUGUUCA